AUGAUUAAUUCAUUUAUUAUUCUUCGUGAAAUUGUUCAAAACUUACUUAGUCAGAAGCACCAAUUGAAGAUCACACAGCAACACGUUAAAAAAUUAGCUGCAUACGAAUUAACAAGUGGUGAUUGGAAUGUUUUGUCAGUAUUACACUCGAUUCUUAAACCAUUUUAUCUUGCCACCAAAGCAAUAUCUGGUCGUCAAUAUCCAUCCAUUGGAUUGGCUUAUUAUUUACUUAUGCGACUGAAACAUUUUUUAGAACAGCACGACAACAAAGAAAGUUUAUUAGAAAAACGACUUAAACAACUAUCAUUGAAGGAAUUUUUGUAUUAUUUUGACAGUGAAGAUGAACAAAUGAAAUUAUUAAAGAUAAGUGAAUAA
Molecule: messenger RNA, 375 nt
Organism: Rotaria sp. Silwood1
Lineage: Eukaryota; Metazoa; Rotifera; Eurotatoria; Philodinida; Philodinidae
Source: the annotation of a GenBank genome assembly